This is a messenger RNA of Morone saxatilis (striped sea-bass), 6803 nucleotides long. RefSeq names its product calmodulin regulated spectrin-associated protein family, member 2b (gene camsap2b). NCBI's taxonomy places the organism in Eukaryota, Metazoa, Chordata, Actinopteri, Moronidae. The coding region runs from base 615 to 5129 and encodes 1504 amino acids. The record is from RefSeq and is a predicted model, not a curated record. Gene Ontology annotation, cellular component: microtubule minus-end. Gene Ontology annotation, biological process: neuron projection development; cytoplasmic microtubule organization; negative regulation of microtubule depolymerization. Gene Ontology annotation, molecular function: spectrin binding; microtubule minus-end binding; calmodulin binding. The transcript is spliced from 21 exons.
CCUGUCAGGACUCAACAGACUGGGUGGGUGGAUCGCGCAUGCGCGCUCUAUCCUCCGACCAGUGCGGCAGGAAAAGCGCAGAGAAGACGCCGCGGAGAGAUACAAGGAGAGAGAGACAGAGAGAGAGAGAGAGAAACAGUUGGGAAAAGAAAAGGAAGAACAACAUGGACACGAACGGCGUCUUUCGCUGAUGUGUGAAGCCGUGCUCCGGUGCUCGGGGCUGUAGCUGUCCUCCUCCGCCGCACAGCUGCUCCGUUAUGUCGGACAACCUGAGGAUAAUAAUGUCAGGGAAUGGAGGAAAUCUUCAGAAUUCCUGCUUCUGAACUGCGCUGUGCUGUCACGGUGUAAGGAUAUUCCUGAAACGUUUAAAACUGGAGGAUGGUGCUCAUGUAGCGCCCCCCCCCCCCNNUUUUUUUUUUGGUCAACCCAACUCGUCGUGCUCUCCAACAAUCAAGGCCACGCUCAAAGUUUUUUUUUUUUCUGGAGAAGGGGGAAAUUUUUGCUGCAUUGAAUUCCUCUGGACGGGAUGUCAUCCGCAGUCAGGAGGAAUUCCUCAAGCUGACUGAUCCUCCCGCUGCAGUGAAGCCCCUAAGCGGGAUCCCGAGAGAGAUAAGAUGGGAGAUGCGGCAGACGACAGAGGGAUGAGACGGACCUUCAUCGUCCCUGCCAUCAAGAGCUUCGAUCACUAUGACUUUACCAGGGCCAAGAUAUCAUGCAGCCUGACGUGGCUGGUGGCCAAGGCUUUCGGCUCGGACUCAGUGCCAGAGGAGCUGGUUGAACCUCUAUACAAGGACCAGUACAACCAGGAGCACCUGAAGCCUCCAGUGGCCUGUCUGCUCCAGUCUGCAGAGCUCUACUGCCGGGCAGGGAGCCUGAUCCUCCGUAGUGAUGCUGUCAAACCUUUACUUGGACACAACGCUGUCAUCCAGGCCCUGGCCCAGAAAGGCCUGUACGUAACUGACCAGGACCGACUGGUCACUGAGAGAGAUCUGACCAGCACGCCUAUACAUAUGAGUUCCCACCUGGCGCUCAUAGAUACCCUGAUGAUGGCGUAUACUGUGGAGAUGGUGAGUGUGGAGAGGGUGAUGUCCUGCAUCAACAGGUACUCCUCCGCUGAACCCUCACAUAGUGACGGACAUAUCCAGGAGCUGCCUUAUGAUACCGAGGAUGCAAUCAUCACCUGGAUCAACAAGGUGAAUGAACACCUGAGGGACAUCCUUGUCGAAGAGCAAAAGCUGAGAGAGGCUUCCUUCCAGGACUCAAAUGCAACAACACAGAAAGCUCGCUACAGGAAGGAGCAUGCUCAGCAGAGGAGCGCACCAUCGCUCCCCCUGGUGGAGAACCUGCUGAAGGACAACACAGACGGCUGUGCCCUGACCACCCUGCUGCACUUCUACUGCUCACAGGCCAUCAGACUGGAAGAUAUCUGCCUCAAGGAGACCAUGUCUUUGGCUGACAGUCUGUACAACCUCCAGCUGGUGCAGGAGUUCUGCAGGAACAACCUCAACCACUGCUGCCACUUCAGCCUGGAGGACAUGCUCUAUGCACAUGCAUCCAUAAAGAGUAACUACCUGGUGUUUAUGGCUGAACUUUUCUGGUGGUUUGAAGUGGUUAAACCUUCAUUUGUACAGCCCAGAGUCUUCAACCCAAACGUCUGCGAGCCUGUAUCAUCCUGUAGAAAUAUGGCUCCUGUGUCCAGUCCAGUCAAACAGAGAUAUGCAGACAGACCUGACAGCCCAGAGCACAUCCCUGCAGAGGGUAUAAUGAAGAGAUCUACCUCCAUGUCCUACGUGGAUGGCUGCAUUGGAACAUGGCCCAAAGAGAAACGCUCCUCCUCUCGUGGAAUCUCCUUUGAGAUUCCUCUGGACGGAGACCCGCAUUGUGAAGCUCCCUCCCUCCGCGGUAUGACUCGCUCUGCCAGCAGUGAUGGUCUUGGCUUCAAAGUUCACUUUGCAUCUCGAGGGGGCAUUAAGCGCCACCUGUCUCUCAUGCCCGUCAAUGUAAACGGCCAAAGCAGACACAUACCAGAGGAGGAUGAGGACUUUACCUCCCACAAACCCCUGGGGAGGAACAACACAUUCUCAGUCAAGAACCAAAGCAGGUACUCCAAUGGAGUCCUCACAGACAGCGACCACAGCCCCAGCAAUCACCAUGGCAACCACAGCGGGCACAUCAGCCCAUCAACUCCUCCGAGCAUUGAGGAGGCCCUGAAGAUUAUCCACGACACUGAAAGGCCCCAUGCCAGCCUGGGCGUGGGGGAUGGAGACAAUGGGUUCUUUCUCCACAGCGGGGAGCCUUCAGACCCUCCAGGGGCCCAAGGUGAAGGAGAUGACCCAGGUUCGGCUAAGGCUCGGCUGAAUGACCACGACCCCAACUCCGUGUCCACUGAUGAAGUUGACACGGGCAUCCAUGUGAGGACAGAGGACAUCCAGAGCUUGGAUGAAGACUCCUCCUCUCUGAGAGACUAUUCAGACAUAGACCCAGACUGCGAUGCCGUGACUCGGUCGUGCCCCCUGUCUGAACGGCCGGAUAGGGAGAGAAACAGGGAAGAAGGACAGAAAGGGGUCGGUGAUGCUAACCCUGAGGGUGAGAGGGUAGAUGGAGGUGACAGGAGCAGCCCCUGUCCCAGUUCAGCACCCACACUCCCCAGAUCCCACACAGCCAGCCCCACCUCGUCGUCUGGAGGCUCUGGAGGCGGCAUGGUCCGAAUGACGAGCUUUGCAGAGCAGAAGUUCAGGAAACUGGAGGGACGGAGUAGCGGAGGAACCACACCAGAGAGUUCAGAUCUCAAUGUGCCGUAUACACACCCCACAAAAAGCAUUUCUUCUCAGAUCUCUACACCUCCUUUGCCAAUCACAUCUCCCUCUCCAGUAACGCCUUCCCCUCGAGACCCAUCCCACCUGAUUGCCUCAGAGAUGAUUCAGCUGAGGAUGAAGCUUGAAGAGAAACGGAGAGCCAUUGAAGCCCAGAAGAAGAAGGUGGAAGCAGCUUUCACCCGCCAUCGUCAGAAGAUGGGCAGGACAGCCUUUCUCAAUGUAGUGAGAAGAAAAGGAGUCACUGCCCCCCUCAGCUCCAACUCAGGGGGAGCAGAAACACCUUCUCCAGAGACACCCACACCCUCAAAGGAAACCAGCCAGGGCAGCAUGGAGCGGGCGGAGAGAUGCAAGCCAGACGGAGCAGCUCCGAAAUCCCCCUGUGAGGAUGGCGGAGGUGUGACUCCUGGAGAAAUCGAUCUCGCAGAUUACACUCGCUCCAUUGAGAGGCUGAACACGUCGUUGGGCUUCCUGCAGACGGAGAUGCAGCGCUUGGCCCAGCAGCAGGAGAAGAUCAUGGCCAUGAGAGAGCAACAGCAACAAGCCUGGGUCAUUCCUCCUCCUGCUCCAUCUCCACACAGGCAGCUCCGUGAGUUGCGUAGCAGCAGUGUAACAGGCCGGGGAUCAGGCCGAGGCUCGGUCGGGUCUUUGUCACCCAUCCUUUCUUCUUCCGGCUCUCCCCACGCUCCCAAUAGCUCCCCUGCUGGCAUUAAGCGGCGACCAGCCUCCUUCCAUGCCAGGACACCUCGGACUCCACGACCAAACGAUCUGAAGGUCACGCCCUUCAGACGAAUGCUUAACACCCCCACCUCAGUGGACAGCCUACCCAGACUGAGACGUUUCACCCCCAGCCAAACCCAGAUCAGUUCGUUUGCCUACCUGAGCCACGAUGAGGGACCAGGGGGGAGCAAGAACCAAGAGGCCAAGGACAACGAAGAAAACACUAAGGACAAAGAAGAGACAGUGGCAAAGAAGAGUGCUGGCGCUCCUCAGCCUUCUACUAAAGAAGCAGCCAAAGAGAAGGAGGAUGAGAGGCAGGAGGAAAUAAAACAGGCAGAGGGGGCUCAGUCAAAGGAUGAAGUCGAUCAAACAGGGUCAUCAGAGGUGUUGUGUCAACCGGUGUCUGAGAUCCAAGGGCCCACAGGCAACCGGGUCAAGGGAGACCGCCAGGAAAAAAAAGACCUAGUGGAGGUGCCUUUGUCUGGGCUGAAACCUCCAGCAGGAACACCCAGCAGGCAGGAGGUGACGGGAGAAGGAGACGCGGAGGGUGAGGCAGGAGGAGAAGCUUAUGGAGACGAUCAAAAGAUGUGCUGUGGAUUCUUCUUCAAGGAUGAUGUGAAAGGGGAAGAGGAUAUGGCAGCAAAGAAGGCCGCUCUGCUGGAGAAGAGGCUGAGGAGAGAGAAGGAGGCUCAGGAGAGGAAGCAGCAACAGGAGCUGGACCAGGAGCAGAAGAAGGAAGCUGCACGGUUGAAAGCCGAGGAGGAUCAGGAGAAGAAGGAUGAUGAGAAAGCAAGGAGGGAGUACAUCAGGAAUGAGUAUUUGAGGAAGCAGCAGCUCAAGCUGAUGGUGGACAUGGAUGACGUCAUAAAGCCCCGAUCUGGAAGUCUCAAGAAGAAGCCACGGCCUAAGUCCAUCCACAGGGACGUCAUGGAGUCGUCCACUCCGCCUGUGAGAGCAACAGGGGUGCGUCCUCGAGGCUUCUCAGUAUCAAGUGUUUCUUUAGCGUCUCUCAAUCUGGCUGACAAUGACAGAGAUCAGCCAAAUAACAAGAAGAACAACAGGCCAGACUCUGCAGAAGGUUUUUCCUCUUGUCCUUCGACUGGCAGUCGGAACGGAGAGAAGGAUUGGGAAAAUGAGUCCACCACCUCAUCCACUCCCUCCAACGCUGAGUACACAGGACCCAAACUAUACAAGGAGCCAAGUGCCAAGUCUAACAAGCACAUCAUCCAGAAUGCCCUGGCUCACUGCUGCCUGGCUGGAAAGGUCAACGAAGGCCAGAAGAACAAGAUACUGGAUGAAAUGGAGAAAUCCGAAGCCAAUAACUUCCUGGUGUUGUUCCGUGAUGCCGGUUGCCAAUUCAGGUCUGUGUACACUUACUGCCCCGAAACAGAGGAGAUCACCAAACUGGCCGGCAUCGGGCCAAGGAACAUCACGACCAAGAUGAUCGAGAACUUGUACAAGUACAACUCAGACAGGAAACAGUUCAGCCAGAUCCCAGCCAAAACUAUGUCCGCCAGCGUGGACGCCAUCACCAUUGCCAGUCAUCUGUGGCAAACCAAGAAGCAGGGGACGCCCAAAAAACUGCACCCCAAAUAGUGCCAGACAUCUGGGCAAGAUUUGGACACGCUUGCUUCAAUGGGACAAACACAGAGGAGCUUGUGGAUUUUUACUGUUUUAUUAAAAGGACACACGGUCCCACUGUAAGAAAUCACAACUGGAAUGUAGAACACAAAAGGGGCUCACAGAAAUUGUCGUUUCAAUACAGAGUUGACUGUUACACCCUGGACUACUUCAAUGGGGCAGAAGUGUGUACUUGUCAGCAUGUGUAUCAAUGUUCUUGUGUGCCAAAAAAAGAGGAGAAAAUAAUAGGCGGACCUUUGCCUUACCAAGUUGAACCACUGAAGCAGUGAAUGUCACGCCUCUGAAAGAGGCAGUUUGGUUUCUAUAAGUUGAUCAUGUGUGGCCUUAUGCUUGUUUUGUGUCAUAUGGAUGCGCUGUGAGUGGUGGUGUCAUUUUGUCAGCGCCUGUGGAAAAAGUCUGUUGUGAUACAGGAGAGGUUGUGUAUACUCACAGGUCUGGGAUCAGAUUUCGCUCCCGUCAAGCCCAGGUUGUUGGCCUGUCUGAUCUGUGAUCAGGUAGAGGCAGCAUUUUUGAUGAGAGUUUUUGCUGCUAUACAGGCAUGUUUUUUUUUUGUUUUUACAUGUGACUGAAAAAAACAGUUCAAAUUUGUGUAUGUGUGUGUAUAGUGAAGUGCCAAGAAGAGUGAGGAAAAUACCUCAGUUGGUGAUUGCAAUUACUUUCCAAAAGUGUGAAAUGAUGAAAAUGAAAUUAAUGAGCAUACAGAGUACCAUCAAGCAAUUCUGGAAAGCACCUGCAAUAGAUUCUUAAUUUAUUUCAUUUUGAUAAUGCUUUGAAGUUAUUUGAAAAGGCAUCUUAGAUUUUAUUCAGAGAAACAUAAUAUACUAUACGUAUAUAAGUUAAAUUAAUUUGUAUAUGAUGGCAGAUCCAUUAAAAAUGAACAAGUCCGCUUGUAGUAGCUUUUAUAAUUCAUCACGUGUAUCAGUAUGUUGUCGUUUGGGGCCUUUUAUUGUCCUACAAAUGCAAAAAGUGUAAACACUCAACAGUAUCACUGAUAAGACUAUCAGUAGUAGAAUAGAUGGAAAUCCCACACUAUGUCAUCAGUCUGUGCAAUUAAAGAAUCAUUCAAAUAUUCACUAUUGAUCAUGUUGCAGUUGGAACUAACACAUAUUCAAAAUGACUUUAAUGUGGAUGUUGUCUUAACUUUUAGAUCUCGAUUGCCCUCAACGUAGUCCACAACUGUAAAUAAAUGAAUUCACCAAUAAUAGCAGAAUAAUAGACCCUGUCCACUGUCGCUGACUCGUUUCCACUUAAGAACUGUCUCGCUUGUUACUUUACUUUCACAUUACUGUUACAUUUUUUUAUCAUGUGUUCCUUCAGUAUGUGUUGACACUGUACAGAUAUAUUUUGGCAUAUAGAAAUAUUUUUUUGUAAUGACAUUUACCUGUUGGUGUGUACUAAUGAAGCAGCACAGUUGUUGAAGACAAGAGUGUUGAAAGCAAAGUGUCCCCGAUGAGGCAAGCCUUAAUAAGGCUUUAUUGUGGUAUUGUAGAAAUCCAUGAAGUAUACUGAGAAAAUCAUAGUAUUUUUUCCAACUUUUCUUUUCGGUUUACUAAAUAUGCUCAACUGUUCAUGGAUUUUUGUUGUUUUUUAUUGCUUUGAGCUUUAUUAAAAUGCCAGCUAUCAACUGUA